UUAUCUGUUCCUGGAGUUGGUUCUUUCAUUUCUCUCUGCGGACAAGACAAGACACCAGACAACCGGUCGGACACCCGAAGGAGGAGAGAGUCUUCGUUUAGCGAAAGCCAUCAGAGUCAGCGGAGAUGGUGAAUUUCCAGCUUAUGAUCACAGCCGAGCUCGAGAACCUGACCCAUCUCCAACCUCAGAACGGCUGCGACGACCCUGACUUCUCCUACUUCUUCAAGGUGAAGUGUGGGAGGUGUGGUGAGGUGAGCCAGAAGGAAACAUGCGUGACAUUGGGUGAAACCGUUCCCAUUCCGAACAGCAGAGGAACUACUAAUCUCCAUCAGAAGUGCAAGUUUUGUGAGAGGGAGGGUACAGUGACAAUGGUUCCAGGUAGAGGCCGACCAUUGACACAUGAAGACAGUGAGACAGGGAAGUAUGCUCCAUUGAUGUUAUUUGACUGUCGGGGUUAUGAGCCCGUGGAUUUCGCAUUUCGCGGUUUAUGGAAGGCAGAGUCUUUGGAAGGAAUGAAAUUUGAGGACAUCGACCUGUCGACUGGUGAGUUUUCUGAGUAUGAUGAGAAGGCCGAGCUCCCGGUCAUGAUAUCAAAUCUCAAAGCAACUUUUACUGUGGUGAAGUAGAGCUGAAAUAGAGCUUAUAUCUCACUGAUGCCUGACUCAGGUGUAUAGCUCUGACUUCUCUUUCUGGGUCAUGAGACAAAACAAAAACCCAAGGUUCACUUCUUCGUGAUGUACUCUUCUUUCGACAAUCUACUUAAGGGUUGUAGCUUUAAUGAAUGGAGUUAUGUGGUCUUUGGUGUGAAAUGUUAUGUUUCUCCUCGAGUGAUUCUAAAAUGCACAUUGUACCCUCAUUUCAGAUAAGUUCCGGGGUGCAUGUUAGACCUCUGUGAAUUUUCAUUCUUGGACAUCGUUAUGUGAAGUCCAAUGAAUUAGACUAAUCACUUUUUGGAACAUAUGUGGAGCUUAUGUUGUGUC
This is a messenger RNA of Punica granatum (pomegranate), 980 nucleotides long. The record is from RefSeq and is a predicted model, not a curated record. NCBI's taxonomy places the organism in Eukaryota, Viridiplantae, Streptophyta, Magnoliopsida, Myrtales, Lythraceae.